This is a messenger RNA of Eleginops maclovinus (Patagonian blennie), 3501 nucleotides long. RefSeq names its product protein bicaudal D homolog 1-like. Gene Ontology annotation, molecular function: dynein complex binding; dynein intermediate chain binding; cytoskeletal adaptor activity. The record is from RefSeq and is a predicted model, not a curated record. Gene Ontology annotation, biological process: positive regulation of receptor-mediated endocytosis. Lineage: Eukaryota; Metazoa; Chordata; Actinopteri; Perciformes; Eleginopidae.
AUGGCUGCCGGUGGAGCAGGAUGCGGGGACACGGUGGAGCAAUGCCGGGCCGAGGUGGAGCGCCUGACACGGGAGCUGGCCGAGGCCAACCGCGAGAAGAUCAGGGCGGCGGAGUGCGGGCUAGUGGUUCUGGAGGAGAACCAGACCCUGAAGCAGCAGUACGCCGAGCUGGAGGCCGAGCAGGAGACGUUGAGGCUGGAGCUGGAGCAGCUGCAGGAGGCGUUCGGCCAGGCCUACUCUACCCAGCGUAGGGUGGCAGAAGAUGGGGAGACCAACGAGGAGACGCUGCUGCAGGAGUCUGCCAGCAAGGAGGCCUACUACAUGGGCCGCCUCCUUGAGCUCCAGUCGGCUCUGAAGCAAAGCCGGACCACCUCCUCUAACGCUCAGGCUGACAAUGAACACCUGAGCACAGUGCUGCAGGAGCUGAGGGAGAGCAAUGAGAUGUUGGAGCUUCAGCGCAGCCGGAUGCGAGAGGAGAUCAGGCAGUACAUUCGAGAGGCACGGCUGCUCCAGGACUACACGGAGCUGGAGGAGGAGAACAUCACGCUGCAGAAACUGGUGUCAACACUCAAACAGAAUCAGGUGGAGUAUGAAGGCCUGAAGCAUGAGAUCAAGGUCCUGGAGGAGGAGACGGAGCUCCUAAACAGCCAGUUACAGCAUGCGUUGCGUUUGAAGGACAUAUCAGACGCUCAGCUGGAGGAGUCCCUGGAGUCUCUGAAGAGCGAGCGUGAGCAGAAGAAGCACCUGCGCAGGGAGCUGGUGCACCACCUCAGCAUGUGUGAUGUGGCCUACACAGGAAGUGCCCACCUCACGUUCAGCUCUGCCCCGCCCAGUGGAACCGCCACCCCGACCAAUUUGCUCUCCCCAAACGCAGAAGAUCCAACUAGGUGUAAUGGCCACCUCCAGGGUGGGACCGCAGUGGGAACAGCAGGGUCAUUGCCCAGAGCUAAUGGAGACUGCCGGGUCUCAGGUUGGAAAGCUGAUGGUGCGGUGACGUCUGACCUCUUCAAUGAGAUGAACAUGACAGAGAUUCAGAAGCUCCAGCAGCAGCUGGUGACGGUUGAACGUGAGAAUGUCUCCUUGAUGACAAGUCUGCAGGAGUCCCAGAGUCAGCUUCAACACACCCAGGGGGCCCUGAACGAGCAGCAUGAGAAGUCCCUCCGCCUAAGCAAAAGAGUCACUGUCCUUCGGCGCCUGAAUCGUAGGGCCCGCCUACACCAGGAAGCUCCUGCUUGUGCCGCCUCUCAACUCAACCCCGAGGCCCUGAUGGAGCUGGACAGAGAUGAGGAGGAGGCUGAAGAGGAAAGAGGGAAUGAGGAGGACAGGAGUGAGACACUUAACAAAAGUCAGAUGUUUUCAUACCAGACGCCAGGACUGGAGAUUCUGCAGUGCAAGUACCGUGUGGCCGUGACAGAGGUGGUGGAGCUCAAGGCGGAGGUGAAAACUCUCCGUGAUCGACUGGCUCAGGGUGUAGAGGCAGCAGCAGAGGAGAAGCCAAGGCGAAGCAGUCUCCAGAAGCUGGACAGGCAGGUCAACUCGUUGGAAAAGAGCUGCCGGGAGGGACGUGAGAAGAUUUCUAGUCUGGAGUUGGAGUUGCAGGCAGCUCAGUCCGCAGCCAGUGAAAGUCGGGGUGCGUUGAACGCAGCUCAGGAUGAGUUGGUGAUGCUCAGUGAGGAACUCGCCCAGCUCUACCACCACGUCUGUCUGUGCAACAACGAGACGCCGAACCGUGUCAUGCUGGACUACUACAGACAAGGCAGAGGGCUCCGGGGCCUCAGUGCCAGUCUUAAAGCCAUGUCUGCUGACAACAGCAAAAUUCUCCUCACACCACGCCUAGCCAGGCGGCUGGCCGCUGUCGCUUCAUCUAACCUGACUCCCGGGGAGUCGCGUAGCCCCUCGCAGUCUCCAUCCAAGGAGCCUUUAUCUGAGGAAGGUGGCGGGGAAGAGAAGGAAAAGGAGGGCCUCCUGGAGCCUCCUGAACAGGGCCUGCCACCCUGCACACCUUCAACCCGCUCACCUAGCAUCAGUGCCUCUUCAUCAAGUUCCUCUUCAUCGUCGCCUGCCCUGGAGCCAGCUGGUGAGCUGCGCAGGGAGCCCAUGAACAUCUACAACCUCAACGCCAUCAUCAGAGACCAGGUGAAGCACCUGCAGCGGGCAGUAGACACGUCUCUGCAGCUGUCCAGGCAGAGAGCUGCUGCCAGAGAGCUGGCGCCUCUGCUGGACAAGGACAAGGAGAGCUGCAUGGAGGAGAUCCUGAAGCUCAAGUCUUGCCUCAGCACCAAGAGAGAGCAGAUCGCCACCCUCAGACUGGUACUCAGGGCUAACAAACAGACCGCAGAAGGGGCUCUGACCAACCUGAAGAGUAAGUAUGAGGCGGAGAAGUCCAUGGUGAGGGACACCAUGAUGAGGCUGAGGAACGAGCUGAAGGCCUUGAAGGAAGAUGCCGCCACUUUCUCAUCUCUGCGCUCCAUGUUUGCUAGCAGGUGCGAUGAGUAUGUUACCCAGCUGGAUGACAUGCAGAGGCAGCUGGCUGCGGCCGAGGAUGAGAAGAAGACUUUGAACUCCCUCCUGCGCAUGGCCAUCCAGCAGAAACUGGCCCUCACCCAGCGCCUGGAGGAUUUGGCUUUCGAUCAAGAGCAGACCCACCGAACCCGCGGGGGCCGGCUGCACCGCAUCAAGACCAGCACCCCCAAAGUAAGUCCCUCGGCCUCUUCUUCGGCAUCCAACCUAGCCAAAGGCUCCACUUCAGCUUUGGCCCCUGUCAGCCUUCCCCUUUCCGACCUUCUUAGUUCUACGUCAAUUCUUCGUGAUGACCCCACUCUGCCCCUUAGUCCAUCCAUGGUCAGUGCAGCUCUUGCCUCAGCUCUCACCUCCCCCACAUCCCAUUUACACCUUUGCAGUCCGUCAUCACCAGCGGGCGCCUCAUUGGUAAGCCCUCUAGCACCAGAGAGCCCCCCGUGUCUGGAGGCCCCCUCCUCUCCCUCACCGCGGACCCAGCCCUCAUCCUCUCUGAAGCUGGCUCACUCCCAGUGGACUGUGGGGGUGCGGACGUUUGUGGUUGACUCCCACAGUAUCAGUGUCAACAUCACCCCAAAUCCAUCCCCUAGUCCGGGCCCCUCCAGACACAUCACCCCAGACUCUUUGAGCUCUUCCCCAUCCACCACAACAACCAGGCCCAUCCAAACAGGAUCAGCCCCCUCUUCCCCCUAUCGCUCUCCUGUUUCUGGGCUCAGGCACUCCACAUGGAGCCCCUCACCCCGAACUCGGCCUUUGUCCAGCCUGACGCGCUCUUCUAUCCUCUACACUCCUUCCUCACCCUCCCUUUACUCCUCCUCUCACUCCCCAUCUCACAGCUAUUCCUCUGCCCACUAUGGCUCUUCUUCUUCUUCUGCUUUCACCCCCUCUCGCUCCUACCUCGCCUCUGGCACCUCCUACGGCCACACCACCAACUACACGCCCCUCUACCCAAGACACUACAGUUCUUACCGGCCCCGGCACUAA